AUGACAAAAGUUAUUGUUAAUGAUCUUGGGGAUGAAUUAUUUGCUGUUUUGGUUGAUGAAGCUCGCGAUAUUUCUAUUAAGGAGCAAAUGUCAGUUUGUUUAAGGUAUGUGAAUAAAGAAGGGCAAUUAGCUCUUGUAACGGUUGCAAAAAAAUAUGUUAAAAUUGCUUUGCUUUUUAAUUUGUUAACCAAUUUGUGCAAUGUUGUUGGAACUUCGUAUAAACGACGAGAUAUGCUUCGUGAUAGUCAAAUGACUAAGACAAUUGAAGCAUUACAAAGUAAAGAAAUUUCUAGUGAAAGUGGUUUGAAUCAAGAAAUAGCUUUGAAAAGAGCUGGAGAUACCAGAUGGGGUUCACAUUAUGGAACUAUACUUCAAUUAAUUUCUUUGUUUUCUUCUGUGGUCAAUGUUUUUGAAUAUGUUGAGGAAGAUGGAAAUAAUUCAGAACAAAGAGCUGAAGCAUGUCAUUUAUUGAAUGUCAUUCAAUCAUUUGAAUUCAUUUUCAACUUACACUUGAUGAAAAAUAUCUUAGAAAUUACUAAUGAAUUAUCUCAAGCGUUACAAAGGAAUGAUCAAGACAUUAUAAAUGCUAUGGCAUUGGUUAAAGUGUCUAAGCAAUGGUUGCAAACUAUAAGAGAUGAUGGUUGGUCUCUUUUACUUGAUGAAGUCUCAUUGUUUUGUGACAAACAUAAUAUUACCGAUCCAAAAAUUGAUGAUAUAUUUGUGCCACAAGGAAGAUCAAGACGCAAAGCUCAAAAGAUCUCAAAUUUGCAUCCAUUUCAAGUUGAGAAAUUCUAUCAAGUAGUUGAUAGACAACUUCAAGAACUCAACAAUCGUUUUACAGAGGUGAAUAAUGAAUUGCUUCUCUGUAUAGCUUGUCUGAAUCCAAGACACUCAUUUCUUGUGUUUGAUAAGGAGAAGUUGAUCCAAUUAGCUCAAUUCUAUCCAUUAGAAUUUUCUUCAACUCAACUUUUGGUUCUUGAUAGUCAACUUGAGAAUUUCAUAUUAGAUGUGCGUUCUGAUGAUCAAUUCUCAAACUUAAAUGAGAUUGGUGCUCUUUUUUAG
This is a messenger RNA of Arachis stenosperma, 1062 nucleotides long. RefSeq lists its product as uncharacterized. The coding region runs from base 1 to 1062 and encodes 353 amino acids. The transcript is spliced from 2 exons. NCBI's taxonomy places the organism in Eukaryota, Viridiplantae, Streptophyta, Magnoliopsida, Fabales, Fabaceae. The record is from RefSeq and is a predicted model, not a curated record.